Messenger RNA from Cuscuta campestris, 1205 nucleotides. The record is from the annotation of a GenBank genome assembly. NCBI's taxonomy places the organism in Eukaryota, Viridiplantae, Streptophyta, Magnoliopsida, Solanales, Convolvulaceae.
ACACACUUAAAGGAUGUCCUUUUUCAGCUUCUUCAUGUCCUCCUCACCAUGUCCAUCAAUGGUCUCCCCGCCAUCAUCACCGUCUUUGUCAACCACAUCUUUGUUGUCUUCCUUUUCUUCAAAUUCAUGCAGUACGAACCUGCCACCUUUAGUCCAGGUUCCCCUCCUCAGUCUUGACACCCCUACAGCAGAAGAAGAAACGAGUAGUUUGGGAAAAAAAGGUUGUGAAAAACGUAAUUGUAAACGUAAACGAGUCGUUGACAAGCUACUUCAAUUUUGUAAAAAUGGCAAACUUCAGCGGGGCUGCAUGAAAGAGGUUGCUGCAGAAUUCAACAUAUCAACCAAAACUGUUGGAAAGAUGUGGAGUAUAGCUAAGACUCAAAUGCAGGCAGGUCUACCUGUGGAUGUUCAGUGCAAGUGGAUAGGGAAUUCUGGAAAGAAAAGGGGUACUGUUGACACGCAAAAAAUGUUAGCAGUACCCUUUCACAGAAGGAAGAACAUGCGCGCCUUAGCCUUUGCAAUGGAUGUUUCAAAAUCAACAGUCCAAAGGUGGCUAAAGAGCAAGGACAUAAGAAGACAUUCUAAUGCCAUCAAGCCUUUUCUGUGUGAAAAAGGUAAGCUCAAAAGACUGAAAUACUGCUUGGAUCAUAUUACUUCCCCAUCCAUUCCCAUAAACCCCACAUUUCAUCAUUUCUAUGACUACAUUCAUAUUGAUGAAAAAUGGUUUAACAUCACAAAGGAAAAGACAACAUUUUAUGCACUACCAGAAGAACCAGACCCAUACAGAAUUGCUCAAUCAAAGGCUUAUAUACCAAAAAUCAUGUUCCUAGCAGCUGUUGGUAGGCCUAGGUUUGGGAAUGAUGGGGCUGUCCUCUGGGAUGGGAAAAUAGGUAUAUUCCCAUUCACAUUUGAAGCUGAGGCCAAAAGGUCUAGCAAAAACAGGCCAGCAGGUACAUUAGAGGUCAAGGCAACCACCACUAUAAACAAAGAUGAAAUGAAAAAGAUGCUACUGGAAAAAUUACUGCCAGCAAUAAAAGAAAAAUGGCCUGGUCCAAGAAGAGAUGUAAUAAUACAGCAAGAUAAUGUUAAACCACAUGUGGAUGUGAAUGACCCAGAGUUUGUACAAGCUGCACAGGAGGGUGACUAGAACAUUAAGCUUCAAUUCCAGCCUCCUAAUAGCCCAGACCUUAAUGUUUUGGAUUUGG